Trichoderma aggressivum f. europaeum is the source of this 2469-nucleotide messenger RNA. Its product is annotated as transcriptional regulator family: Fungal Specific TF. Gene Ontology annotation, cellular component: chromatin. Gene Ontology annotation, molecular function: zinc ion binding; DNA-binding transcription factor activity, RNA polymerase II-specific; RNA polymerase II cis-regulatory region sequence-specific DNA binding. Gene Ontology annotation, biological process: DNA-templated transcription; regulation of transcription by RNA polymerase II. Bases 1 to 2469 code for a protein of 822 amino acids. The record is from RefSeq and is a predicted model, not a curated record. The transcript has 2 exons. NCBI's taxonomy places the organism in Eukaryota, Fungi, Ascomycota, Sordariomycetes, Hypocreales, Hypocreaceae.
AUGGCACCAGGUAAACAAGACAACGCCGUCAUACACCAAUGCGAUGAGUGUACGGUGGCAUACACCAGCCGGCGACACUUGGAGCGUCACCGUAAGAUACAUGCCAAGCUGAGAGAGCGAGAGAAGGCUAGACGGCGCAAUCACAGGUGUGUCCAUUGUCGGCGUAAAUACGCGACCGACGAGAGGCUCCAAAUACACAUCAACGACUACCACUUCAAGGAGACUGAUGAGCGAUUCGCUUGUGCGCGCUGUCUGCUUUAUAAGAUGCCGUGCAAGGGAGCUCCUUGCAAAUGGUGCAAAAUCGAUGGUAAAGCUGCAGAGUGUGUCAUUGCGGUUCCGCUGCCUGCUGUACCGGUACCUCCUCCUGCUACAUCUCCACAGCAGCAGGAACAGGCAGAAGAAAAAGGGCCACAAGAUGAUACACCGAUCCAACAAGGAGCGCUAGGGUCAACUUCUGGCCAUGUUUCUGCUGGUUGGAGCACGCCACGCCCGAAUAGCCCAACGGAUAGCAUCCUAUCUCUCCCCCCUCGGCCACGCCCGAAUAGCCCAACAGAUAGCAUUCUGGCUCUUCUCUCCCAUCCACUUCCUCCCAUGGAUAUUGAUACCAGUGCGGACAGCCUGUCUUCCAGAUCAGCCGCUCCUGGAGAAGUCAAUGUCCGAGCUGGUAGCCUUAGCUGGCUGGACUUUGAAGUGGCGUAUCUGAGCCCGCAGACGCCUCUCAUUCAAAGACUUAUCAACGAUGAUUCCCAUUCACGCAGUCAAGGGGACUCUGGUGAUGGAAUUCCUCUUGAUGCUUCCCUGGUGGCAGCACUAGACAGCCUGGGGCUUCUUUUCAAGGAACCCUGUAUUCCUCAGAUUCUGGAGCUAUCCGAGCUCGGCCUCGUACCUGGAAUCGAGCUGCUAAGGCAACUUGUCGAUAAUUACUUUCUCAAGUGGCAAAAGAUCCAGCCUGUUUUUCAUGUUCCUACCUGGGAGUUUGCGAAGUGCCCAAUGGUGGUGCUCGGAGCAAUGGCCUGUAUUGGCGCAGUCUUCGACGAGGAUGAUGAAGUCGUCUACCAGGCGCAUCACAUCAGCGCACGGUGCGUCUCGGAGCUCAACAUCAUGGCUACUCGCCGUACUGGAAAUAGCCGCGAUAUAAUGCAUUUGGCUGCCAUUUGUCUUCACCAGGCAUAUUUGCUUGGGUCCGGUGACGAAAACAUCCACAGCCAGGUUAACGGAGUCCGCAGCUUUCUCAUUGACAGUCUGAAAAGUCUGAAGCUGUUGGGUUCCGGCAUGAGUGGCCGAGAUGGGCCAGCUCAGGUGCACGUGGCACCGACUCGAUCAGAGCAGGCCGAAUGGACCGCAUGGGUAGCACGAGAGCUCGAAAUCAGAACGACGUGGGCUGUGUUCGAGUUUGAUUGCAGUUUCUCCCUUCUCACCAACAGCCCCUGUGCCAUAGAUCUGAGAGAUCUACCCCUGAGAUUCCCAUGCUCCGAUGAGUUAUAUAAUGCUCCAGAUGCGGAAUCUUGGGCCGAUCUCCGAUUCCAAUCACCAUUUCGUGAUGAGGGACCACAGGUAUCAACUGUCGUGGCGGCGACGGCGGCAAAAAAGGUAUUGUCGGAUCAUAUCUCUCCUUGGAGCAAACGUCUGUGCACCCAGGUGUUGGAGAGGAUUUUGAGAGGGUACGUGAGGCAAACUCAACGAGAUAGCACUAUUGCGGCUGCCCGGCAUCAUGGCCUGGAUCUGGGAUCUGCUACCACAGAGAGGGCAGAGUCAUUGCUUUGGUCCAUCAGCUUUUUGGGCAAGUCCGUACAUGAUGCUGCAAUCUCAAAACCUCUGUCAACGAUGGACCUCUUCAAUUUCAGGCAAGUCGCCCUUCAGUCGGCAGAGAAUUGCGUCUUUGACAAUUCGCUGACUUUAAUCCAUAGCUCAACCAUGUUGAUCCGCCAUCAUACUCACUUGACAGUGUACUCGGAUGUCAUGGACUUGAUAACGUAUAUUGCUCGUGCAGCCGCUUCGCGCCAGUCACCCAACUGCCGCACAUCCUUGCGCUGGGCGCAGCAAAAGCUGAUUGAACAAUUCGCACAGCGCCCACAUAAAUCUCGACAGUAUGUGUGGCACGCUGGCCAGAUGAUCAGAAUAGCAAAGAUAUAUGCAAUGUUUGUACCUUGCGACAACCUGCGCAUCUUUACGGCAUAUCUCACCAUACUUGCGUUUGCAAAAUACGGCCCCCGAUCUCUAAGAGAUGUAGAAGGAGUUGAACCAUUUCAUGUAGACAGAUGGCCUCAGGAUGAGAAAGACGUCGAGAAUUGGCUUCAAUCCGGCGGCCCGGCCCAGAUGGGGUCUUGUACAGGUAUCCAGGUCGGAUGUCGAACUGAAAAACUUAUACAAGAAUCGUUCCACAUGCUUCACCGCCUGGAACACUGGGGAAUCUCUGAGAGGCUCUUCAACGUCUUGCUUCACUUUAAUAACCUCGACGUCCUUGAUUGA